This is a messenger RNA of Ziziphus jujuba (common jujube), 913 nucleotides long. RefSeq names its product MLP-like protein 34. The record is from RefSeq and is a predicted model, not a curated record. Gene Ontology annotation, biological process: defense response. The coding region runs from base 227 to 691 and encodes 154 amino acids. Lineage: Eukaryota; Viridiplantae; Streptophyta; Magnoliopsida; Rosales; Rhamnaceae. The transcript is spliced from 2 exons.
UUUCAAACACAUUUCUUUUUAUCUGAAUUGAGUUGUGAGGUUAAUGUGGUUUUCAGUAAUUGGAUUGUCCAUGAAUUGCCAUAGAAAUUAAGCAAGUCAUCCAUGGAAAAAAACUCUUCUAUAUAAAGGGUCACAAGCCAAAGCCACUUCUUGUCCAAGCAGUUUUUCAAUUCCUCCUUCGAAUUUUAUUUUUCUCGGUUUAUAUUUGAUUAAUUAAUAGAGAAAAAUGACAGUCAUCAAUGAUGUGGAGGCUGAAGUAGUGAUCAAAUCCUCUGCUGAGAAGUUCUUUGGGAUCUGGAAGGACAAGCCAUACGAAAUCCCGGUUGCUGCUUCAGACAAAAUUCAGAGCAUUGAAUUGCAAGAAGGUGAAUGGGGAAAAGUCGGUUCUGUCCUCUACACCACUUAUAUCUUUAAUGGGAUAGCUAGAAGUUGCAUAGAGAGAGUUGAAGAAAUAGACGAGGAAAACUAUACGAUAACUUUCAGAAAGAUCGGAGGGGACGUUAUGAAGAACUUAAAGAGCUUCAAAGCCACACUGAAAUGCAUACCAAAUGGGGAAGGAGGGACUGUAGUGCAGUGGCUUAGGGAAUAUGAGUUUCUGAAUGGUGGAGUCCCAACUACCAACCCCAAAAACAAGGAUGAAUUUGCACUUGAUCUUGUUAAAAAGAUCGACGCUCACCUUUUAAAGUCAUAAAAAUUGCCCCAGAAGAAACCCAUCAAUAAAUUGCUUUCCAAAUAUAUAUUUCAGUGCAAUAAAAAGUUCACGAUUUAUAUGCUUUGUGGUGGUUCUCUAUGUUUUCUCUUGAUAUGAAAAGUUUUGUGUAUUGUCAAUCAAAAAUUUGUUGGCCAUAUGUAUUCCAUAUGUUUUUCUCUUAAUUAGUAUUAUUGUCUAUUGGAUUCUUGUAUUUCUUUAUUA